Molecule: messenger RNA, 1047 nt
Organism: Parnassius apollo (apollo)
Lineage: Eukaryota; Metazoa; Arthropoda; Insecta; Lepidoptera; Papilionidae
Source: the annotation of a GenBank genome assembly
AUGAAACGCGCAGCAGAACAACUCAUUCAUUCUCAGUUCAUGCAAGAAAAGAAACUGCAACCGAUAAUAAAUGAAUUUUCAUCGCAAAACGUUCAAGGCGAUAGUCAAGAAGUAAUUAAUCAUUCUAUGUCUAAAUCAAAUACGGCUGAACGUCAAGGAAAUUUGAAUUCAGCAAAUCCGAAAGAAUCGAGAAAUAAAUCACGCUUGGAAAUGAAAUAUAUGGAAGCAAUGCCGUUAGAGGAAUUUGCAACAACCGAGCAUUUGGACGCGUCCCUUCUCAUGAAUCCAUGCACUCAAAAUAAUGAAUCCUUUGUUUACAAUUUAGAUAACAAAGUGGAUACAGAAAAAGAAAAAAAAAUUUGUACACAUAACACAUGUGAGGUCAUAGAUCCUAUAGUGUUAAUUGAUGGUAAGCCAGCAAAACAAGGCGCGGACUUAGAUAAACAAAUAACACUUUUCUACCAAAUGGAAUGUUGCAUUUGUCACGGGAAAGGAUUCGACUUUAAAUCAUUAAUGAAACAUUACAAAGAAAGACAUGGUGUACCUGGUUAUGUGACGUGCUGCGAAAAAAAGUUUCAUUAUUUCUAUCCUAAGAAAAUAAUAGAACACAUGGCGUAUCAUCUUCAACCAAACAUAUUUAUGUGUCAAAGCUGUCAUCAAAACUUCCACUCCUCACAAGAGCUAACUGAACACGAAAGCAACGGUGGAAAAUCCGAAGGCAAAAUCACUUGUCCUCGUUGUUCAGAGCGGUAUCCCACGUACCGCGAGCUAGGCCGACAUAUUAUCACGCAUCGAGCCGAUAAAUCACAGUGUGACUACUGUGGCAAAACAUUCAAGCAUCAUCAUAGGAAGAAAACGGUGAACCGCAUGGAAAACUUACUACUAUGCUCACAUUGUCUCCGUACAUUGAAAAAUAUAGAAAAACACGAAAAGGAAAAAAAAGAAAAGUUAAAAUCGAAGAGCAACGAUACAUCAAAACAAGAAAAGUACCGAAAAUUUCAUCAGGCAUUGGAAAUUUCGAGCAAUGAUGAUGCUUCAACGGAAUAA